AUAAUGUUUUAUUUUAUUUCAUUUCUUUUAUAACCAUAUUUAUUGUCACAGAUAAUACAAAUGUGAUAAAAAUAAAUGAAAUACAUUUGACAUAGUGUUAUGCAUAGAAAUAUUUCAUUAAUGUUGUAAUAUAUAAUACCAAUACCUUUCACUUUAAAGUUCAUGACAUUCUCACAAAUAAUUUCCUCAUUCAUUUUUAUAGAACAUUUAUUGAACAUUUGUAUAAAUCACAAUCAAUAAAAUAAUUAAUAAGGGAAUUUUAUUAUAUAUUUUUAUUAAUUUUCGUAUAUAUAACAUGAUAAAUAGAUAUAAAAUAUUAAAAUAAUUUUGAAUUAAAUAAUGUAGAUAUAUAAUAUAUAAUAAUUAGAUAUAUAAAAUAUUAAAAUAAUAUAGUAGUUGUUGAAAGAUGAUAAAAAUAAACAUGUUAUAGAAUAAUCAUUUUGAAAAAUUUGAAAUUAUACUAUUUUAUUUUAUUUUAUAAUAAUAGUUUCUUGUAUUAUACAGUCAUAUCAUAUAAUUGCUACUAUUCUUCAAUAUUUGUUACAUAAAUAGUUGAUAAAUUGAUAAAAUUAUUAACUUAAGCAUAUUUUUUUAAAAAUUAUCUAUAUAGGUUGUAAGAUUUUUAUAAUAAAUAUCUUAUUUAUUUUAUGUAUUUCAUUAUAUUAUUGAAAAUAUCAUGUAUUUAUUUUAAAAAAGAAUACGAAAUGUUUUUUUUAAGAAUUUUGUUUUUCUAUAAUUGUUUUAAUAUCUAAAAUGAUUUAAUCUUUAUUCUAUAUAAUUUUUUCUCUCAGACAACUUUCGAUCAGUUCGAUGCAGUCUCAUUCAAAUGUAGACUUAGAUAAAAAUAUAAUUUUUUAAUAUAUCAUACAACACUAGUGAUUUCAAUAUACUAUGUACUUCAUGUGUUAUAACCUUAGUGUGAAAUUUAAAUAAAUUGUUUAUUUUUAUCAAUUAUAAUUUUCUUAUAUGUAAUUUUUUUUUAUUUUUUGUAUGUUACAAUAUAUUUAUUGUUUAAUUAAAUAUAACAAUUGUUAGUCAAAUUUUUGUAUCAAAAUACUACAUUGAUUAUUGAAAUUAACUAAAACUUGAUUUUAGUGUUAGAUUACUAUUUAAAAAAUGUUUCAAACAAAAUCUAUAUUAUUUUAUAUUAUAUUUUUUUUAUUUUUAAUGUUGUUUCUUUUAUUCUACAUACUUGGAAUUGUUCGUUAUAUUACGGAUUUUGAAGAAAAUACUUGCGAUAUGACAUAUAUGUUUGAAUAUCCACAAUAUGUGAGAAUCUCCUUAAAUAAUGAAAUAGAAGAACGAUACCCAAGAUAUGGAUUAUAUGCAUAUGGAGAAGGUUUUGUUACUGAAAAACUUAGAAGAAUGUACUUCUCAGGAAUACCUGUACUUUUUAUACCUGGCAAUCUUGGAUCUCAUGAGCAAGUAAGAUCUCUUGCUUCUGUCAGUUUGAGAAAAAGUUUAAAAGAUAGGACUCCAUUUCAUUUUGAUUAUUUUACUGUUUCAAUAGGCAAAGAUUAUUCUGCUUUAUAUGGAGGUGUAUUGAUUGAAGAAACAAUGUAUGUUUCAUAUUGUAUACAAAAAAUAUUAAGUUUAUAUAAAUCUAAAAUAGAUAACAUUGUGCUUAUAGGACAUUCAAUGGGAGGUAUUAUAGCUAAAGGUUCUGUUUUGAUGACUCCAAAUAUAAAUGCUAGUGUUGCAAGUAUUAUUAUUACUUUAGCUACUCCUCAUACACCUACAUUAGCAUUGGACUAUACUUUUGUUAAUUAUUAUAAAAAUUUAGAAAAACGCUUAAAUGAUAUAAAAGAUGCAGGAAUAAAUGUGAUAUCAAUAGGAGGUGGACCACGAGAUACACUCAUAACAUCAACACAAAUUUUAGAUCCUACAGCAGAUAUUAAUGUUAUUUCUAAUGUUAUACCAGAUGUUUGGAAAUCUGUAGAUCAUCUUAGUAUUUUAUGGUGUAAACAAUUAGUAUUAUCUAUUGUGCAUUCAUUAUUUGAUUCUGUUAAUUAUGCUCAAAAACCACCUAAAAUAUUUUCUACAACUAAUGAAAGAAUGCAAGCAUUAUCAUAUCAUUUUUAUCAUCGUACUUCUGGAAAAAGAUUAUAUUUUUAUAAAGAAAUAAUACAAUUUGAAACUGAUGGUGAAUGGAUAGAGAAUAUUCAAAGACAUUAUACAUGGAGUAAUAAAAAUUCAUUUAAAAAAACAUCUUCUAUUUAUCUUAUGAUUAGAUUAAGUGGACAACCAGAUUAUUUAACUAUUGAUACUAAAAAUUUAGAAUCUAAAGAUUGGUUAUUUGCAUGUACAGCAUCUAAUAUACAAGGACAAUCAAGAAUUUGCAAUUGGGGUUGGAACUUGACAAAUAAAACAAGAAUUUUAUCAGAUCCUUUACACCGUAUAAGAAAAACUGUUGAUUUAAAUUUGCAAGAGAUAAAAUAUCCUGGUGUAACACAUAUUGUAAUAAGAAUUACACCAGAAAAUUUAGAAAAAUAUGUUACAAUAAAUGUAGAUUUAUAUUCUUAUGAUACAAGAUUUAUAUUUAUUAAGAAUAAUCUAUUUUUAUUGAAAAAUUUAUUUAUUUUACCUCAAAUAAAAAAAUCUCAUCCUGGACAUAUUAGAUAUUAUGCUAGUUUUGAUAAUUUUGUAGAUGUUAUUGCUGUUGAACUUAAAGCAUCUGGAUGUACGGAUCCAAAACAUGCAAUUGUUGAAUUAAUAGAACCAUGGAGUAUUGGAGUUACACAAAUUCAAUUUUUUACAGUUAUAGAUAAUGGACCAAAAAUGAUGAAAAUUCAAACUAAAAAUAAGUAUUCUAAUAUUUCUCCAAAUUUAAGAAUAACUCUAGAUCCUGCAUGUUCAUAUGUAAUUAAUAUUCAAAAAGGUGGAAUUAUAGAUCAAAUAUCUUGUAUUGUAAGAGAUCGCUGGUAUUUAUUGUAUACAACAAUUAUUAGUUUACUUUUGUUAUUUUUGUCUACAAGAAUCAAUCAUGGCCAUAAUCAAACUCCAAUAAUAAUAAUUACGAUAUUUCUGUCGUUUUGUUAUAAUUUAAUAUUUGAAUGUUUAAUUGCUUUGGCAAUUAUUUGUGUAUUUACUAUUGGACUCUGCUGUUGCAUUAUAUUCUUUGGCUCAGUAGCUCAUAAUAUUGCUGUGAGAUUUCUAGCACGUGUAAUAACUUUUUCAACAACAUGGUCAGAUUGGCUGCUUGGAGGAUUAAAUCAAUUACCAUUUAUUACUACAAUUCUUGUUUUAUCUUUAAUUCCAGCAACAUGUGGAGCUUUAGCUAUGUUAAUUUCUAUUUUUCUUUAUUUUUUAAAUUUGACGAAAAUGUAUGAAGAUUAUUUAGAAGAACUUUUAAUGGCUUCAUUACAACAUUUUAAUUGGAUAAGACACUUUAGAAGUACAAAAGAUAAUUCUGAAGAUACAAGACAAAAAAUAUUCAAUCAUCUUAUUUUUUUUAUACUUUGGUGUUUUACUGCUAUUCCAGCUGUACCAUCUGUACUUGUUUGGGCAAAAAAUUUCAGUUACAAUAUGAAACUUUCUUCGGAAGAUUCUUUAUUACUUCAAAGCUGGAUAAUUUUAGUAACAUGUAGUACAAUGGGAUGGGUGCAGCUUCCUUCUAAUAAUCAUAAAAGUCGAUCUCAAAUAUUAUCAAGUAUAUUAUGUUUUUUAGGUUGGGUAGUACUUUUAAUGGGAGCAGCACCUCAUCCACCUUUUUAUCAAUAUUGUAUACCACCUAUUGUAGCAGGAACUAUUAGUAUUAUUGCAUUAAAUUUCAUUUUUUCUUAGAAUAUUAUUUAUUUAAAAUAAUACUUUAAUCUAAUUUUCCUGUUUACAUCAGUUUUAUGUACAUCUAAAUUGUAUAUAUUGUGUUUGUAUAAAAAUAUUUAUAUUUAGAAUAUGUAUAAUAAUAUAAUAAUUAUAUUGAAAUUUAUUCCAUUAAA
Messenger RNA from Apis cerana (Asiatic honeybee), 3938 nucleotides. RefSeq names its product GPI inositol-deacylase (gene PGAP1). Gene Ontology annotation, cellular component: endoplasmic reticulum. Gene Ontology annotation, molecular function: phosphatidylinositol deacylase activity. Lineage: Eukaryota; Metazoa; Arthropoda; Insecta; Hymenoptera; Apidae. The record is from RefSeq and is a predicted model, not a curated record. Gene Ontology annotation, biological process: GPI anchor metabolic process; endoplasmic reticulum to Golgi vesicle-mediated transport.